AUCCUGUACUGCAGCCCUUCAUGUAUCUAUGCCAAACAAGAUGGAGGCAUUGAGCGACACUUGUUUGCAAAUUCCAUGUUCCUUUGAUUCAGUACCAUCAAAUCAAUUGGAUAAAAGCAAACCCAUUUUGGGUGCAUGGAUGAAACCUACCUACUUUGAUUUCGUUUUCCACAGCAACAUACAAGAUAAUAUAUAUCAAAUUAGUAUCAUUGGGAAUAUGAGAGAAUACAACUGCACAACUGUUUUUGCAAACAUGAACUCAAGUUAUGCUGGCGUGUAUUACUUCAGAGCGGAAAGCACCAGUUUCAGGGCAACUGACAUCUGCAGCCCUCUUAACAUCACAGUUAAAGAUUCAGCCCCAGCACCCUCCAUACAGACCCUACCGGAGGGACCACUAACGGAGGGGAGCAGGGUAACGUUCACCUGCAGGGCCAUCGCACCCUGUCCCACCCAGCCGCCUCACCUGAGCUGGAACCAGUCAGGAGGCCCUGAGGGCCGGCCGGAACCGCACGGAGACCAAGAGCCUAACGUCAGGACCCGGCGGCUGGAUAUCACUCUGUCGGACCGACAUGACGGGGUCCGCCUCACCUGUCUGGUGGAGUAUCCCGUGAACGACCCAGCAGGCGGGACCAGCAUCAGAACAGCAGAGAGCGUCGUGACGCUCAACGUUUCCUGUGAGUGACCAGCAGACGGUCCAAUCAGUGAGCCAGGACGGCUGAGAAGUAGAAAGAGUUUACAUACUGCAUUCAAAUCCGUCAACAACGG
Molecule: messenger RNA, 765 nt
Organism: Gadus macrocephalus (Pacific cod)
Lineage: Eukaryota; Metazoa; Chordata; Actinopteri; Gadiformes; Gadidae
Product: Schwann cell myelin protein-like
Exons: 2
Coding region: 29-682 (217 amino acids)
Source: RefSeq, a predicted model, not a curated record